GAGAGAGAGAGAGACUGACUCACUGACGGUCACACACGGCUCUUCUUAGCUCUCUCGAUUCGGACUUCAUUUGCAUUCCACACACAGACAGGGUGUGUUAAGAAUUCGCUCGUUUUUAAUUGACAAACUUGGACGUAUUUCUCGGUCAUGGGGAAAGUUUUCCUCUUCGUUUUGAUCACAUUCAUUCUUCUGAACGCGACCGAGGCUAAAGGAAAGAGGGACAAAAGACAGAAGGGCAAAAGAAACACAACUGACAAGGCCAGCCCAAGGGUUUUUCGAGGAAUCGCGAACCCAGUUAACCUCCCUCUUUCUCCUAACCAAACAACAGACCUGCAAGCUUUUGUCGUCCCGUCUGUGGAAGUGGAGUUACGCAGCAACAACACGGAAAAGUACCUCCGAGGUCCUCUGAGCAAGUGCUUCAUCCCAGUUGUCUACAUAAUAGCCAUCGUUGUCGGCAUUCCCGCCAAUAUCGCCAUUUUGGUCGCCGUUGGAACCAAAGUGAGGGUCAUUUCAUCUGCGAUAUUGUACUGUAGCUUAGCGUUGUCCGACUUGCUGCUGUUGUUCAGCCUGUUGCUGAAGACACACUAUCAUCUCAGUGGGAACCAUUGGAUUUUCGGUGAAACCGCCUGCCGCAUCACGACCGCCUGUUUUUACGGCAACCUCUACUGCUCAACUUUCACACUAGCGUGCAUUAGUAUCAAGCGCUACAUUGCCGUGGUGCAUCCUUUUCUCUAUAAGAGUUUGCCAAAACGCACGUUCACCACCUGUGGUUGCGUAACCAUCUGGAUUGUAUUUAUUAUUGCCCUUCUCCCUGAAUUCCUAGUGCAACAAAGCUACCGCAUCACACAACUUGGAAUAAUCACAUGCCACGACGUUCUUCCGGACAACAUAUAUUACUACCAGUGGCUUGUCUAUUAUAACCUUGGCCUCACCUGUGUAGGUUUUUUCCUUCCCCUAGUGGUGACAGUAGCAUGUUACACUUCCAUCGUCUGGCACCUGAACCGCUCACACCAGGACUGGGCUCUUUACAUCAGAGCUAGCACGUUUAACUUCGUGAUCUUUGGCCUGUGCUUCGGCCCAAGCAGCUGUUUUCAUUUUGUGCAUUACGUCUUGCUGUCUGUUAGCAAUACAGAGAGUUUCUACAUCUACUUCAGUGUGGCCGUGUGUCUGUGUUGCCUGCAUAGCGCUCUGGAUCCGUUUCUCUUCAUGCUCAUGUCCAGGACUGUCGGAACCAAACGCUACUUUCUUGGACGCAAAGGACAUGCGCUUAGCAUCUCUACAUAGAGUCAACAUGAGAUACAUGUUGCGCAACCUUCCGCACGCAAUCCUGCAUAUUUCCAAGUGAAACAGGAUGUUUAAUGGGAACUCGUUGAAACGGGCGAAAUUGAAAAACGUUUUAACGGCAGAGGAAGUUGUUGCAUUUUGAUAAAAGAUUACCAGCACUUA
This is a messenger RNA of Pimephales promelas (fathead minnow), 1446 nucleotides long. Its product is annotated as proteinase-activated receptor 3. Gene Ontology annotation, molecular function: thrombin-activated receptor activity. Gene Ontology annotation, cellular component: plasma membrane. Gene Ontology annotation, biological process: positive regulation of Rho protein signal transduction; phospholipase C-activating G protein-coupled receptor signaling pathway; thrombin-activated receptor signaling pathway. NCBI's taxonomy places the organism in Eukaryota, Metazoa, Chordata, Actinopteri, Cypriniformes, Leuciscidae. The record is from RefSeq and is a predicted model, not a curated record.